This is a messenger RNA of Fonsecaea pedrosoi CBS 271.37, 1110 nucleotides long. RefSeq lists its product as uncharacterized. Bases 1 to 1110 code for a protein of 369 amino acids. The record is from RefSeq and is a predicted model, not a curated record. NCBI's taxonomy places the organism in Eukaryota, Fungi, Ascomycota, Eurotiomycetes, Chaetothyriales, Herpotrichiellaceae. The transcript has 5 exons. Gene Ontology annotation, molecular function: zinc ion binding; oxidoreductase activity.
AUGGCAAUUUCAGAUCUUCCACAAUCUAUGAAAGCAAUCGUCUUUCAGCAGGCAAACGAACGACUUGCAGUCACUGAAAAACCACUUCCAGAGCUCGCUCCUGGCGACCUACUUGUGAAGGUGGUUGCUGCUAGCCUCUGCGCAUCUGACAUUGUCCCAUGGCGAGGGUUCCUAGGCGAUCCCAAAGGUAUCGUACCGGGACAUGAAGGCGUUGGGAUCGUGGUCAAAGGUGCGGAUUACAUCUGUAAGCGCGGAUGGUUCGACGCGACUGACAGCAGCGUCCGCAAUUUAGUCGAAGAACCUGUUCGCGGCUUUAAGGUGGGAGAUAGGGUGGGCUUCGUGAACGCGAUUCGCACCUGUGGCUCCUGCGCUGCAUGUCUAGCGGGUCAUGGGCAAUGUUGCGAGAACGGCAAGAAGAAUCAAGGAUUCCAUCUGGACGGUUUCUUUGCUCAAUAUACUGUCGUCGAUUGGCAAUUUGCUGUCAAGAUCCACGACGGCUUACCGCUGGAGAAGCUAUCACCACUCUUCUGUGCCGGAAUCACGGCGUACGGUGCCGUCAAGAAGGUUGACGCCCCAGGUCGCGGGUACCUGGGUGUCUUUGGGCUGGGAGGGGUGGGUACCUUAGUUGUGCGCUUUGCCGUUGCCCUGGGAUAUACCGUCAUCGGGUUCGAUGUCUCACCCACAGCGAGGUCGUCUGCGUCCAAUUACGGGGCAACAGAGGUCGUAGACCCUUCCGACCUCCAAUCUACAAAGCAGGCAGUUGAGAAGAUCACGAACGGGAAAGGCUUGGAUGGAGCAGUGGUUGCAGUAGGAUCACAGGCUGCAUACGAAGGUGCGUUGGAAACUAUCGGGUUUGGGAAGACCCUCGUCACAGUCGGCGUUCCACAUGGACCAAUCCAAUUCAACCUUCUGCCUAUGAUUCAGAAGAUGGUAGUGGUGAAAGGAACUCAAACUGGGUGUCCUCUGGAGCUGCGGGAGAUGCUGGACGUUGUUCAAAGACAUAGAAUCAUCCCUGAGGUGGAAAUUAGUGAUUUAGAAGCGGUGCCAGAUCUCUUUGCGAAAUUGGUCGAGGGCAAAACAACUACCAAGCUUGGUGUCAGGAUGGAUUGA